CUGCAUUGAGGAUUUUGAAUGGAGUGCUGUAUAAAAAGAGGACAUUUCUUAUCGAGCAGUCUUCCAUAAGUCCGGGCCAAUUCUGACCGAUAAAAGAACCAGCGACAUUCGUAUGGUGCUUUUAUGGAAUCCCCUCCCAAAAGAAAAAAAACUAAAAACCUAAAACUGACCAUGUCUCUCCAUGUGGGCAGAAGUUUCCGAGUGGCUGCAGGGCGACAGAUAACAGACACUUAAAAUGAUGGAAGAGAGAUUUGUGCUGGGCUUGUAUUGUCUAAUAAAUACAGCAUCGUCUAUCAUAGUGGUAGAAGCCAUGGAGCAUCACAGCCUCAUUCACAGCCAGUUUCAGUCACUGAAACUUCUUGGAGAGAUAGCGAAUGAUGGUUUCGCGUCUGUCAAUGAGGUUUCUCUUCGGACGGUACUGGCUUGGGAUCUUUCGUCGCGCUUUCGACCUCGCCCGCAAACUGCCUCUACUACCGAAAUACAAGCUCCUGUAUCCUAUGGGGUCUCCGCGUCGGGCCAAAAUCGGUUACAGAUGCGAAUCCUUUUGCGGCACGCUGGAUCAAUGAAUCAUUCUUGUAUUGAAACAACGAUAUCUUGUCGAAGUAUGCGUUUCAUACCACGCAGCGGUGGCAUGAAUCCUCUCGCCCUGCUGCUGUUCGAAAAUAUCACCAACAAAGGCUCUAUGGAAGUUCUCCCUAUUGGACCAACACCACUUCGCACCCAUGCUGUUCUGUGGAGGCUCACGUACAAAUCAAUCUUGCGAAGGGUUUGCAACUCAGAAAAGGUUUUGUGUCCAGGGCUGAAACUUAGGAACAAACGCCUUGAUGGCGCGUCGGUUCCGAAAGACUUACUCUAGCUACAUCAUGGGGGAUGUUUGGGCUCCCGCUAAGAGAGAUCUCGUACCAUCCAGAUCGACACACUCAGAGCUUUCUGUCUUUCUAAUAUAGAGCUUAUGCUCGUGUGUCUUACAAAAGAGACAGUUGUAGACCUAAUGGUGGCGUGCUGGAGUUACUCCAAAGGAAUCUAAAUCCACAUAUGCGUCCUGUGGGCACUCGCUACCUGCACGAACUCUCAUGAACAAGGCCAAUGACAAGAUUUUGAUUGACCAUGGAGAUCGCGUGCCGGGUGCAGAAAGCU
Messenger RNA from Paraphaeosphaeria sporulosa, 1137 nucleotides. RefSeq lists its product as uncharacterized. Bases 236 to 856 code for a protein of 206 amino acids. The transcript has a single exon. The record is from RefSeq and is a predicted model, not a curated record. NCBI's taxonomy places the organism in Eukaryota, Fungi, Ascomycota, Dothideomycetes, Pleosporales, Didymosphaeriaceae.